Molecule: messenger RNA, 1349 nt
Organism: Chiloscyllium plagiosum (whitespotted bambooshark)
Lineage: Eukaryota; Metazoa; Chordata; Chondrichthyes; Orectolobiformes; Hemiscylliidae
Gene: eef1akmt1
Product: EEF1A lysine methyltransferase 1
Biological process (GO): methylation
Molecular function (GO): nucleic acid binding; protein-lysine N-methyltransferase activity
Source: RefSeq, a predicted model, not a curated record
UUGGGGUUUAAUCAUCGAUUAAAUAAACGGGCUAAGUCCCUCACUAUUAUUGUGGGGUAUAAUGAGAGAAUGAUGGAGAUACCGAGCAGCCUUGGUUCAGAGGGAAAGAUGUUUCAUGUUGAGGAUCUUUAGGAGAAUGGAUGAAGUUUGAGAGGAUGAGGCUCAAAGCAUUUUCAAAAACUUCUUACAAAACUUCCUCUCGUCUUCCAGUUCUGACAAAGGUCACCGCAGUGAAGAUUGCUGUUUUUAUUUUCUGCACAAUUGCUGCCUGGUCUGUACCAUUUCUCCACAUUUUCUGCUCUCAUUAAACAGAAGGAAGCCCCGAACAUCCAGAGAAAAGGGGCUUUGCACCAGGAGCUUGGUUUGUCCAGCUGAUCUUACGCAGCGAUUUAAUGCACGUGUGAAUAUCGGCCGCUAAAAAAUACAAGCAAAAUAAUACGGAUGAUUGAAAUCCAAAUCUUGGCAAGAUCGGUGUUGAGAGAAAUUAAGAUAAUUUGCCAUCAGAAUGAACGACAGUGAUGACGAUGACGAUAUUCGGUUGUCAGCUCAUGCUUUGGCUGCCCUGCAGGAGUUCCAACUGGACCAGCAGAAGAAGGAAUAUGCAGGGCUCAAUAAUUAUUUUACUGAGUCUGUAGAAGAAGACUGGCAAUUAAGCCAGUUUUGGUACAAUGAUGAAACUGCUCUACAGCUAGCCCAGGAAGCGAUUGAAGCAUCAGGAAAUAAUGGCAGAAUAGCUUGCAUCAGUACCCCAAGUAUAUAUCAGAAACUGAAGCAGCUUUGGAACGGAGAAUUCUCUGCUAUUCUUUUGGAGUAUGACAGACGAUUUUCAGUUUAUGGAAAUGAGUUUGUUUUCUAUGACUACAACUACCCUAUGAAUUUACAUGAAGAUCUCCAACCUCAUAGUUUUGACAUAGUGAUUGUUGAUCCACCAUACCUUUCAGAAGAGUGUCUCAGCAAAAUAACACUAACAGUCAAAUAUUUAACAAAAGGGAAGAUUCUUCUUUGUACUGGUGCAGUCAUGGAAGACUUAGCAGCAAAGUUGCUUUCUGUGAAAAUGUGCAAAUUUCUCCCAAAACACAAUCGGAAUUUAGCAAAUGAAUUCCGUUGUUACACCAAUUAUGAAUCCAAAUUAGAUUUGGAUUCUCUGUUAAAUAUUUAAAAAGGAACGGUUAUUAAUUAUGUAUCAUUUAUAUUAAUUGGAAAGAUUUUGAUUAAUAAGAAUUGUCACUGAAGUUAUGUUCAAAAUAUCAAUGCAUCGCAGGGACUUGUGACAAUGUAUUGCCUACUAAGCUAUUUCACUAGCCAGAGUUGUGAUGCCAUUAGCAAUUUAUACUACAAAUUCAUACAUA